GGCCAGUCUUAUGAUUUUGCCAACCAUAUAAAGAUUGCAAAUCCCCCAUCCAACCCAUUUCUAUCCUAACUCAACCCACAAUGGAAUUAGCCACUGCUGCCGUAUUAGGUACCCAACUCUUGGAAGCUAAGUACCAAGUGAAAGGUGACUUUUUACUUGUGCAAAAUAUCAUCAGAAAGGCCCUACCAUUCUUGUGGAAUGUCAAGAAGGGGAAAGCCAGUUACUGGUACACCUACGAAAAAAGUGUGUUGAAAAACCCCAACAACCAGUGUAUUGCCUUCCCUAGACCCAAAGCCAAUCCUCCUCCUGUGAGAAUUGAUGACAGCGGGUAUAAGAUCUAUGAUGAUCAGUUUGAGUUGGAAACAUACACAUACAAACAAUUUUACGAUAUGGUGUUGCGGUUCAGUUUCAUCUUGAAGAACGACUACGGUGUGACGGGUGACCAGACCAUCGCCAUCUCGUGUAUGAACAAACCGUUAUUUUUACUUUUGUGGUUGUCUCUCUGGAACAUUGGUGCGCUCCCUGCGUUCUUGAACUUCAACAUCAAGGACAAGCCAUUGGUGCAUUGUCUCAAGAUCGUCAACGUAUCACAGGUGUUUGUGGAUCCAGACUGUGCCACUCCCAUGAAGGAGACCGAAGGCAUGAUCAAUUCAGAGUUGCCACAGGUGAAGUUGCACUAUUUGAAUGAAAAAGAGUUGUUCAGGAUCUUGGCCGAUGAGCUGAGGCCCAAGUACAGAGCUCCCGACAACACCCGGAGAGUCAAUGACCAGGACCACGACGCGUCGGCGUUGAUCUACACGUCUGGUACCACUGGUUUACCCAAGGCGGGAAUCAUGUCGUGGAGAAAGGCGUUUAUGGCAUCGGCAUUUUUUGGGUAUAUCAUGAAAAUCACCAAGAAAUCCAACGUAUUGACGGCCAUGCCGUUGUACCACUCGACGGCCGCGAUGUUGGCCGUAUGCCCGACGUUAUUGGUGGGUGGAUGUGUGUCUGUGUCGCAAAAGUUCUCUGCCACUUCUUUCUGGACUCAAGCCAAGUUAACCAAGGCUACUCACGUGCAAUACGUGGGAGAAACAUGUCGGUAUUUGUUAAACACCCAACCUCAUCCCGACCAGAAAAAUCACCUAGUCAAGAUUGCUUAUGGGAACGGAUUACGACGUGACAUCUGGAAAGAAUUCAAAGAUCGGUUCAACAUCAAGGGAAUCGGUGAGUUCUACGCUGCCACCGAGUCUCCUAUUGCCUUGACCAAUUUGCAGUUUGGGGAAUACGGGGUUGGUGCCUGUAGGAAGUAUGGAAGUAUUAUCAACUCGGUGUUGUCAUUGGAACAAAGAAUUGUUAAAAUGGAUCCCGAUGAUCAGGAAGAAAUCUUGAGAAACCCUGCCACCGGUUUGUGUGAAGUGGCUGACUAUAAUCAACCAGGUGAGUUGUUGAUGAAGAUCCUCAACCCUGAAAAGAUUGAGUCCAGUUUCCAAGGAUACUAUGGAAACAAGGAUGCCACCUCCAAGAAGGUCAUCAGAGACGUUUUCAAGAAGGGAGAUGCUUGGUUUAGAUCCGGUGACUUGUUGCGCAUGGACCAGGAUCAACUAUUGUACUUUGUGGACAGAUUAGGUGAUACUUUCCGGUGGAAGUCAGAAAAUGUUAGUGCCAGUGAAGUGGAAAACGAGUUGAUGGGAUCGAAUGCAAUUUUACAAAGUGUGGUGGUGGGAGUCCAAAUUCCUAAUCAUGAAGGCAGAGCUGGUUUUGCCGUUGUUGAACCAAAACAAGGUUUAGAUGAACAACAGGUUUUGGAUCAAAUAUACAACCAUGUGAGCACCUGCUUGCCAAAAUAUGCGGUUCCCCAGUUUAUCAAGUUUGGUCAAAUUGAAGCUUCUCACAAUAAUAAGGUUCCUAAAAAUCAGUAUAAGAAACAGAAAUUACCCAAAGGCGACUCAGGUUCUGAAACUGUCUAUUGGUUGAACAAGACAAAGUAUGAGGAAUUGACCAACGACUCUUGGGCUAGAAUAUCCAACGGUCAAGCUAAAUUAUAAUUCUGAACAUAUACAACAAUACACAUGAGGUAACAUUUAACCUAUUUAGUUUUUGUCAGAAAUGGCCGUGACACCAGGUAAUUCCUUACCUUCUAAUAAUUCCAAGGAAGCACCACCUCCAGUAGACACAUGAGACAAUUUGUCAACCACUCCGUACUUCUUGGCCACAGUGGCGGUGUCACCACCUCCAAUAAUAACAGUGUUACCGGCUUCAGCAGAUUUGACAGCAGCAUCCAACAACGACUUGGUACCACUGGCAAAUUUUUCAAACUCAAACACACCAGGUGGACCGUUCCAAACAAUGGUCUUAGCCUUGGCAACGGUGGCUUCGAACAAUUCCUUUGAUUUUGGACCACAGUCCAAUCCCAUCCAGUGGUCUGGAAUACCUUCUUCUUCAGUGGCAGUGGCAGUGUUGGCAUCUUUGUCAAACUUGUCAGCAGUAACGAAAUCAACUGGUAACACCAAUUCCACUCCGUUCUUCUUGGCCUUGGCAACCAAAUGUUCAACGUUCUUGGCUCCAGCUUCAUCAAACAAAGAGUCACCAAUUGGCAUGUUGUCCAACACCUUUUUAAAGGUGAAGGCCAUACCACCUCCAACAAUCAACAAGUCAACCUUGUCUAACAAGUUGUCGAUCAAUUGGAUCUUAUCACUAACCUUGGCACCUCCCAAAAUUGCCAAAAAUGGUCUGGUUGGGUUUUCCAAAGCCUUAGCAAAGUAUUCCAAUUCCUUGGCCAUUAAGAAACCAGCAGCCUUUUGGGGCAAGUCCAAACCCACCAUGGAGGAGUGGGCUCUGUGGGCUGUUCCAAAUGCAUCGUUGACGUACACAUCGGCCAAAGCAGUCAAUUGUUGUCUGAAUUUAGCCACAUCUUCCUUAGAAGCCUUGAUCUUUUCACCAUCAACCUUCUUGCUACCUUCUUCUUCAAUGUGGAAUCUCAAGUUUUCCAACAAGAACACUUCUCCGUUAGAAGCACCGUUAAUAGCAGCUUCGACAUCAGGACCGACAGAGUCACUCAAGAACUUGACAGGCUUCUUUAAUAAAGAAGACAAUUCUUCAGCAAUAGGAGCCAAUGAGUACUUGUCAGCCUUUUCACCAUUAGGUCUACCCAAGUGAGAGGCCAACACAAUGGCUUUAGGCUUGUUUUCCAAGACGUAUUGAAUAGUUGGUAAAGCAGCAACAAUACGUUGGUUGUUGGUGAUCUUUUUACCAUCUAAAGGAACAUUAAAGUCGACUCUAAUGAACACUCUUUUGUUGGUGACAUCUAAGUCCUUGACGCUUAAUUUGUUUGAUAAAGACAUGGUUGUAAAUCGUAAUCGAGUAAUUGAGUGGUUUCUGCAAAAAAAAACCUGAAUUUCUGAGUCUAUUUAUAUGUAGAUCAGUUUUU
Messenger RNA from Yamadazyma tenuis ATCC 10573, 3406 nucleotides. It is a transcript of the gene FAT1, whose product is annotated as long-chain fatty acid transporter. The record is from RefSeq and is a predicted model, not a curated record. NCBI's taxonomy places the organism in Eukaryota, Fungi, Ascomycota, Pichiomycetes, Serinales, Debaryomycetaceae. Gene Ontology annotation, molecular function: long-chain fatty acid-CoA ligase activity; long-chain fatty acid transmembrane transporter activity; very long-chain fatty acid-CoA ligase activity. Gene Ontology annotation, biological process: very long-chain fatty acid metabolic process; long-chain fatty acid import into cell. Gene Ontology annotation, cellular component: peroxisome; cytoplasmic side of plasma membrane; lipid droplet.